GAGAUUACCUUCGUUUUCGUUUACAUUCGUUAGAGCUGGGGUUUCUGAGGAAUACGAUGUUCUAAUGUAAUUAAGAUUUCGCUAUGAUUUGGCCGAAAUUUUUUCUUAUCGGCAGUCAUCCUUUCCUGAUACAGGUCCCAUCUACCUGUUGAUCAUGUCUCGCCAGCGCACGGCUUCGACAAAUGAGCAAUUUCAGAACAUCGAUUCUCCCAGUCCCACCCACAAGCGUCGGACGGGCCACAAUGAAAACCGCAUCACCCCACCGUCAAAUGUCCGUCGAUCUGCCACCGCCAGCACAACCGCCCAGAAGUCGUCGGGCCGUCGCAGGCAUUCUCCACCGCAUCGUCCCGCCAACCCACCACCCGCCGGGAAGCUGGAGCGUUCUGUUUCUAAUGCAAGCGACAUCUCCACAACGAAGCAGUUGCGGCAGACCCGUUCGCCUGAGCGGCACACUAAGGUUUUGUCGUCGCAUCAUACCACAUGCUUCUCUCCCGGCGGCGGCAGGCACACUCGAGCUUCCUCCACUGCCUCACCCGUGGUCAGUCACAGAAGCAAAGCUUCACGAAGACCCAUCGUGAGGGUAUCGUCCGCUGACUUGUCGGACGGAGGCAGCAAUGUUGAUUCGUUGACCACCUCGAAACGGGCCAGCGUCCCUAUGAGUUCGAAACUUCCAGGGAGUCUUGUUGCCCGGAAAACGGCCUCUCCAGCGAGGUCAGUGUCGGAACCUCACGAUGUCUGUGCCGGCAUUGGACAUCGUGAGUCGAGUCCGCCAGAAAAGUCGAAGGAUGAGGAGUCUUCAAGCGAGGCCUCACCACCGUUUCGGAAGUUGUCUCCUCGCUACAAUAUUCGCCUCAUGCUUACGAACACUCCGAAGAAUGAGGAGAAAAAUGAGGAUAGCGAAGUCUGUGAUAAGGAAUCUUUAGCAAUUGCCAUGACGCGCGAAUCUGAUAAGGAGGAGAACGUCACGCGUUUAGAUGAUGAUAAGUCAGCAAUUUCGUCCCCAGUUUCUCCAAGCAGUGAGAACGAAAGGACGUUAAUGCGUUCUCCAUCGGCUAAGUCCCCUAUAGGGACCGAGGGUGAUCCGACUGUCGGUCAGUCGGUCGAGACUUCCAAACAAGACAGUGAUGGAUCGACACAGGACUCCAAGUCUGUUGAUGUGACCAAAACUGUUGUUGCUGAGGUUCGUGAGGACGAAGCUGAGAAGGCGCAAGCUACUUCUCCCGAUGGGAGAUUCCUAAAAUUCGAAGAAGAAAUUGGCCGAGGAUCUUUCAAAACUGUUUACAAAGGCUUGGAUACCUUGACGGGUGUCGCUGUGGCUUGGUGUGAAUUGCAGGAACGUUUGAACAAAAAUGAACGCCAAAGGUUUCGAGAAGAAGCGGAAAUGUUGAAAGGACUUCAAAAUCCAAACAUUGUUAGAUUUUAUGACUAUUGGGAAAUGGAUUUGCCACCGAAAGGAAAAUAUUUGGUCCUAAUAACCGAAUUAAUGACUUCAGGGACUUUGAAAACGUAUCUGAAACGUUUCAAGAAAAUUAACACCAAAGUGAUUAAAUCUUGGUGUCGACAAAUCCUGAAAGGACUGCACUUUUUGCACUCCCGUCAGCCACCUAUAAUUCAUCGUGAUUUGAAAUGUGAUAAUAUUUUUAUUACUGGAACUACAGGUGCAGUGAAAAUAGGAGAUUUGGGCUUAGCUACCCUGAAAAAUCGCUCUUUCGCCAAAAGUGUUAUUGGCACUCCGGAAUUUAUGGCACCAGAGAUGUACGAGGAAAAUUACAAUGAAUCCGUAGACGUCUAUGCUUUUGGAAUGUGCAUUUUGGAAAUGGCUACAUCUGAAUAUCCAUAUUCUGAAUGCACUGGACCAGCUCAAAUUUACAAGAAGGUCACCAAUGGUAUCUUGCCCCAGAAUUUCAAAAAAGUUGAGCAGCCAGAGCUAAGAGAGAUAAUUAGUCUUUGCAUUUCAUCUUCAAAGGAAGAUAGGCCUACAGUGAAGGACCUCCUGAUGCACGAAUUCUUUCAAGAAGAUGUUGGUUUGAAAGUGGAGUUUGUUAACAAAGAAGAAAGCAUCCAAAGUACUUCCAGCAAAGUUGAAUUAUGGCUACGUCUUUUAGAUGCAAAGAAACGAAAGGAAAAGCACAAAGAGAAUGAGGCCAUUCAGUUUGAAUUCGAUAUUGAAAAUGAUAAUUGUGACGAAGUUGCUCAAGCUAUGGCUAAGAAUAACAUAAUCUUGGAUGAAGAUAUUAGAACUGUUGCAACGCUUAUUCGCAAUCAAAUAUCAUAUUUAACCAGAGAAAGGACUAGGUACCAAAACAAAUUAGCACAGCAAGAACAAAAUCUAAAUAGACCUCAGCAGUUAACUCCACAAGUCCAGAGUAGCAAUAUACAAACUCAACAACCUAUUCAGCAAGUUCAAAUUCCAGUAUCACAUCAAUAUCAAACUAUGUCGACGCAACAGUCAGAACAAAUGAAUGCCCAGCAAAAAAUUAACCAGGAGAUGUAUCAGCAACAGAUAUAUCAAACUCAAAUGCAACAAAUGCAAUUACAUUUAAAUCAGCAAAUGAAUCCUGUAUCUCAGCAAUCUCAGCUUCCUUCUCAAGGCUUUGAAACACCCGAUUAUCAAAUGCACCAGUUACACAUGCAAGUAUCGCAGCUUCAAGAUGUAUCUGCCCAAACUGGUCAGAUACAGCAACAUCAGAACCAACAAAUGUUAUCACAGCAUGGACAAAUGCAAAAUCAGCAACUUUCUAUGCCUUCUCAUGUGCUUCCUCCUAAUAUGUCUGUAUUCACUUCAACAUCGCAGUUACAAAAUCAAUUGUUACAUUCACAACAAUUGCAAGCUGGGAAUCAAGCUGUUUGCUCCCAGUAUCAAGCAGCCAACCAACCAUAUUCACAGUACCAGCAUGUUCCUUCUCAAAAUUUGCCCACACAGACAUCAACUGGUCGAUUUACUAAUCAAGUUCAGCCAACUUUACCUGAUGGUAGUGUUUUGUCUCCUGAACAGUUUCAAAAUCAAACCCAACCUCAGCCUUCUCAUUUUGUUCAACCAGUAAAUGGAUCUGUGCCUGUAUCUAACCAAUAUCCACUAAAAUGUCAACAACUUCCAUUACAAAAUAUUGCUUCAAGUUCUAUAAUCUCAAAUCAGCAGUCGUCUCCUGUAAUUUCAUCACAGCAUAAUUUUGGCCAGCCAGUACAGAGUGUUGCAGCUGCAUGUGCAUCUCAACAAAAUCAAGUACAGCCACACAUGCAAAGUCCACAAAAGAUAAUGUCUUCCCAGCCAAUUCAAACUUCGAUUCCUAAUAUUAAUUCUACACAGGUUAUAUCUAAUAAUCAAACAUCUGUGUUUAAUCAACAAAUUCAUCCUCAGAGUCCUCAAAAAACAAUGUCCCCUCAGCAAAAUCAUCCACCAAAUUUACCAUUAUCAUAUCAUCCCCAAAGUGGGACAGAUCCAAAUCAAAUACAAAAUGUCAAUAUUUCUAACAAUGCCCCUAUGAUGUCACAAAUUGUCCAGUCUCCUGUAGUAAAUCAACAAUAUCAAGAAGCAUCCCAAAUUACUUCUCAACUUCCAAACUUUCAAGAACCUCAGCAAGCUUAUGUUCAACAUCAAAUAUCUGCAUCUAACAUUUCAGUUCCAACCAAACAGAUGAACCCAGAGGAUGCUUAUAUUGAUCAAGAAUUCUUAGAAAAGGGAACAUGUAAUCAGCUUAUUCAAGACUCAUUGUCUCGCCAGGCAUCUCUAGAAUCAGAUGGUAUUAGUGGUACACCUGAUGAAAAAAAUUUACCUCCAAGUAUGACUACAAGUUUGACGUCUGAAAGUUUUUCAGCAGAUAUCACCCCCGAAUCAUCUCAACUACUGUCUGGAGGCCACCAAUCUAAUGUAGCACCGUUAUCAUCAGAUCAGACCGGGCAAAAGUAUAUCUUCAUUCCUGGUAUUCAGGGAACUGCUCCAUCUAAUGUUGAAAGCCAAGCAGUACCACAGAGGCAAGAUCAAGGGAAUAUGCAGAUUCCUAACAGUCAGUGUGGAGCCCAGCCACUUCAAGAUCCUAACCUCUCAAAUGCAAGAAUAUCUGGAAAACCUCUAGUAGGUUUUUCCGCUUCCUUUUCCCAUGCCUCUGUGGGACCAGAUACAAGUCACUUUGUUCAACAUGAUCCGAAUUAUCCCUAUUCUUUUUCAUCUCAAAAUUAUACCAACAUGUGGAAUACUAGAUCUACUUCUCCACUUCCUAGGGGUUCAUCUAUUUCUAAAAGCUUCUUUCCCCCAAAUUCUAAUUGCAGAGGAUCUAGUUUUAUUAGUUCUUCAAAUGAUGGCUCCAAUUCCCCUGUUUAUGUUGUUGUUCAACCAGGAAACUUAAAUACACAACAUAUGGCCAAUUGGAAUACUGAUGGACAGGUUCAAUAUAAUCAACCUGAAGGCUCGGCUUCUAUGAAUAAUAAUUUCAAUCAAUUUAUUUCUCAAAAUGAUGCCAGUUUUUGCCCUGUCAGAUCUAUAUCUACAUCUUCUUUGAGUCGCUCUCCAUCUAUGCAUUCACUAGGGAAUUCAUGGGUUUCUCAAACAUCACUUAGUGUUCCUAUGUCUGAACAGCAUCCAGGGAAAUAUGCUAAGUAUGUCAUACCCGUAGGUAGUAGACCUACUUCACCUGUUCCAUAUUAUCCUGUUAGGGUUGAAAAUGAAUCUCCACUUUCAACACCUCCACCACAAAUCAUAUCAACUCCUCCAUCUUUACCUACACAUGUUAUACAUCCAGAAUCGAGAUUGGGUUUUCCCGUAAUAUUUUCUCCUAAAUCUUCACCGCCUCCUACACCAGUUCUUGUUCGAUCUCGCUCUGCUACUCCAGUAGGGAAUAUGGAUUUACCCUCUCAAACUUACUUAUAUGAUACACAGAAUGUAAAUAUUCCUUCAAAUGCAAAUAAUUUAAACCAAUUUACGAAUCCUCCGUCUCCAAUCUAUCGGUCACGAUCAAAAACAUUUGGAGGGUUAGUUGGUCAACAAAUAAAUAGGAAUUUUGUGCCACAAUCUGUUGAUCCAAGACAACGAUUAUCUCCCUCUGUAUUAUCUCAGCUUUCAAAAACUAAUGCUGGAGAUCAAUAUCACAAUAGUUUUACAGUUAUUCCUUUUGAUCGAUCACAUAGCCAUACUCCUAUUCAUUUACCUGACAGUGGGCCAUUUAUUGCUUCUUCUCCUUCUCGUUUAUUCUUGUCUUUGGCUGUGGAAAAUAGCAAAAAAUGUAAUCCAUCUCCUGAUACUUCUCAGUGGCCUUUGUAUCAAACUCAUAAUAAUCCUGAUGAUUAUCAUUGUGUUCAUUAUAAUCCUACUAUGCAACAAAAUGUUGUGCAUAGGCAAAAGAAAACAUCCGAGACCAGUUUCUGCCAACCUGGGUUCAACCAUCCUACAACCUUUUUGCCUCCAGGUUCAAGCAGCGAUCAACGCCUCAGCCCUGUAGGUCUGAGAACUGUUUCAUCCUGCUAUAAUGCCUUGAACAACUUCCAAGUCGAUCAAGUGAAGGAAAGCGCUUCACAUAUUCUACCAUCUGAGUCUAAUAAUGCUACACCUAUUUCUGAUGAUUCGAAGAUUGCAAGCAUACCAUCUACAGAAAAUGUUGCAGAUACGGAACAUGCUCCAGACAGUACUAAACACCAAAAGGCUGAAAAGAAGAAAGUUAAGCGUCGCAGAACUCAAGACCGCACUCCUAAAUUAACUGUGAUAAGUGUUGAAGAUACAAUGGUUGAGUGUCAGUUGGAGUCAACCAAAGGAAAAACUGUUACAUUCAAAUUUGACUACACUGAUACUAGUCCUGAAGAGAUUGCUAACAAAUUGGUAAUUACUAAUUUACUUGCUGAAAACCACGCAGAGAUAUUUACUGAUUUUAUCCAAGAAGUUAUUCGGCAGCUAAAAGAAAAUCCAGACAAAAUUCCUGUCAUACAGUGCCUUGAUUCUGUAUCUGGAACUUGUAGUCCUCCUACAUUAAGGAGACAAACUCUGCGCGACCAUUUAGAUCUUGAAAAGAACUUAAGCAUGGAUAGCCAAGACAGCUCUUUGCCAUCAACUCCUCAAGAUUAUGAGAAGGAUUGGUCUCCAAAAAAGCAAGGUUCACCCUCGAAGCUUGUAAAACCAUGUCUCCCUACUGAUUCUGUGCCAGUUUCAGCAGCGAUCAUGUCAACAUCAGUAUCUGAGAAGCAGGCUGUACAGUCUGCUUCAGAAGCAAAAGGGAAUGAAACACAGCAGAAAGUAGAUUCUGCACCCCUUAGUAAGCAGCCUGCUAAAGUACAGACGAAUACUGCUGCAGGGUCACCAGAAGUUUCUAUAGCUUCAUCAGAUGGUUUUUCAUCUCAAAAAACUGAUUUACAACAAUCUGAAAAUCAAAGUGUGCUUUCUGGAGGUCAAGGCAUUAUAGAUCAAGCCAAAAGAAUUCAGGAUUUUAGCAGUAGCAGCAGUAGUGGUGGAAGUACUCAGCAUUCUCAACAACAAAGAGCUAUAGUUCCCGAUUUAAGCAGUUUGCAAUUGAAAUUGGCACAAUUGACUUUCACUGGAAGUAGUAUUGCAAAUGAUCCUGGUUUAAGUUGCAGCAAUGCCCAACCCUUACAAAGUGUUGCACAAAUACUUGCACCUUCUUCUGUUUCUUCUGUUUCAACUAAAAGUAAAGACGUGGAACAGAGUAACCCAGAAAUAUCUGUUGCUGCAUCAACUAUGCAAAUGCAAAUGACAUGUGCACAUACAACUUCGAUUGUAACUCCAGUUGCUCUGCCACUUGCAUCUGCUCAUUCACAAAGUAGCAAAGCAUCGUUAGCACCUUCUGAGAACAUAUCGGCUCGAAGACACACCGUAGCUACAAAUAUUGAAGGUUUGAAAUUGGAACUUCAAAAAAUCCAUACACCCUCUGUGCCAUCUGUGAACUUAAAGAGUAAUAUUGAACAAGGUCUUCAGGCAAUAUUUUCAAUUAGCAGCACUGCUCAAACCGUGACAACUCCUGCUCACUCCAAUUCAUAUAACCACACUCAUCAGCUCUCUACAUCGACACCCUCACUUAAUACCCCAACUGAACCAUGUGGAACUGUUACCAAAUCUCCUAUGAUAGUACCACCUCCACUUCCUAAUAUUUGCAGUCAGCAAAUUGAUCCAGCUCAUCAAAAAAGUGAAACAUUAGAAGUGCCACCUACAAGCAAUGUGUCUCGUUUCAAAGUUACUCCUGUGCUUGAAACACCAACAAUUCAGUCAGCUUUAAUUCCUGAUCCUGUACAUAGUGUAUCUAUUCCUGUUACCACCGCCCCGGAGCUUAAUGUUAAAAAACAAGGAAGAUUUCACAUUACACGUGUAGCUGAUGAAACUUCAGGAAAGCUUAUGCAGUCAUCUUCAAAUGAAGAUUUGUGCAAAAAAGCUGUUGUGAGUAAUAGCAGUGUUACAGCAGAGCCAGUGCAAAUCCAUGCUCCAGCUGGAAAAUUGCUUUCUCAAGAACAGCAAAUAGUACCUGGAUAUACUACCCAGACACUUACGCUUCAACAUUCUUCUAGUAAUCCAACAUUAAUGUCAUCUCUUCUGCAAGCUACAGUACCUCACUCCCAAAGUUUUGCAACCAACUUCACUCGAAGCAUAUCUGAUAUUGGCGUAGCUGAGGAUCAAUCUGCCAAGUUGGGUGCUGUAGAUUCUAUAAUUUCUCACAGUGUUGCUAAACCUACUAUUCAUUUACCUAUACCGAAUCCAAAUAUUGCUCAUGCUUUGGUUUCUAAUGUUCAGACUACUGAUUAUAACGUCAAAUUACCAGAUGUUAAUUGCCAUGACAUAUCUAGUAUUCAUUCAGAUAACAUGAAAGCUUUUCCAACUGCACCAGAGCGAUCUAAUAUUUGUGAUCCAGAUAUUGCUAAUAAGCAACUUCUUGCAGAGAAAGUAAACCCAGUUACUUCUAGUAUUUAUAAUGAAUUUGAAAAUAAGGAAGUUCCUGUAAGUGAUAAUUUGCCAGUUGCUAAUCAGUCACUAAUAGUUUCAGGUUAUGGUAUUAUUUCUUCUUCUCAGUAUAGUGUUUUGCCAUCUUCAAAUCUGAGUUCUAGUCUCUCAUCUGCUAGUGGUGAUAGUUACAAAAUGCCUUUAAAUAGUUUACAAACUCCUGUUAAUGCAGUAGAUGCCCAAAAAAUGAUUCACUGUCUUCCUGUGUCUGGAACAUUAGGAAAUGUAUCAUAUUCAGGGGUAUCGUCAUCUCCAGCUAUGAAUCAUAUGAUUCUUUCUGGUCCUGAAACAAUUAAUAAGGUUCCUGAGAUGUCUCAGUUUACUACUGCCUCGCAUCAAAUGAUUCAGUUACAACCUUCCUAUUUAAAGGAUGCAAAUGCUAAUCCGUUAUAUUGUACUUACAGUUCAGAAGAUGGAAAACAUCUCCAAAUACCACAACCUGAAGAAGAAAAUAAAAAUUUCGAAAUACUAGAAUGCAAUGAUGAAUAUUUGAAAGUUAUUCUAGAAAGGCAAGAACAAGAGAGACAGGAAUUAUCUAGAAGACAUCAACAAGAGCUUCAGUCUUAUAAAAUGCAUCAUUUAAGGACACAUUAUGGAGGAAAAUGUUGUUUUCAUAGCAAAAGUCCUCAGAUAGCUGUUGCUAGUAGUCAGACCGGAAAUGACACAUUCUCAAGUUAUGGCACUUCCUUACAUCAUUCCAAAGACCAAGUUGCUCCAGAAUGUGCUGUAGGUUUGACUGCUAAUCAAAAUAUACAUCUUAAUUCUGGAAUUGUGGGUUGUGAAAUGGACCAAAAAGCUUAUCUGAGGUCAACUGACAUGCAACAGCCAACUAAAAAAUCCUUGCCUAUUGGGGAGGCGCUUCAAGCAGCUAACAUAAUUGUAAAUAAGCCAAGUGAGUUUGGAGUUUCAGCUAAUAUUAGUCAAUCUGACAUUAAGGAAACUGUUAGUCACCAACAUGUUAGAGAUAGCAGCCAACAGAUAUUAAGCAGUGGUGUUUUAGAUAUGAGCUCCAUACCAGUUGGACAGCAUUGUGUUGACCUUUCUACUGCUGAUAUUUCUGAUCCGUCACUGACUAAAUUUAAUAUGCCUCAAUUACAAGUUCAUGAUGUACAUACUAAUAGAAACAUGGCAGCCUUAACUAAAAAGCCAGUGGUUCAAAUACCACUUGAAGUAGCUCCUCAUUCUUCUCCUCAAACUGUUCGCCGCAUAAUAAAUGCUACAUCUGCUAUUAAUGUUAACCCUGCAUUUCAUCACGUAUCUCCCCUUAUUUCCACAUCUACAUCAGUUUCGCAGCUUAAUUCGGAAAACGAAACAUAUAAUGGGCAUUCACAUAUAAUAAAUGUUUCUUUGCCUUGCUCACAAAAUUCAGAUGUUAUUGUCAGUUCACCUUCCAAGCCCUUUUUACCCCAGCCUGACAGUUAGAUGUGCAUCAUGUUCUGUUAAGAGCAACCACUUUUAUUGUGAUAACUUAGUGUAUUUCUCUAAAGAAUUCUUAAGAUUCUUAUAUGUCAGUUUACAAUAUUCCCCUAUUUUGAAUAUAUAUAUAUAUAUAUAUAUAUAUA
Molecule: messenger RNA, 9489 nt
Organism: Argiope bruennichi
Lineage: Eukaryota; Metazoa; Arthropoda; Arachnida; Araneae; Araneidae
Gene: Wnk
Product: serine/threonine-protein kinase WNK1-like
Exons: 21
Coding region: 155-9349 (3064 amino acids)
Biological process (GO): negative regulation of sodium ion transport; monoatomic ion homeostasis; intracellular signal transduction
Cellular component (GO): cytoplasm
Molecular function (GO): protein serine/threonine kinase activity; chloride channel inhibitor activity; ATP binding
Source: RefSeq, a predicted model, not a curated record